GGCCAUGAGCGACCGGGCGGCCGCUUGCAGGGACCCGCGCGCAGCCCUUCCAGCAGCCCUCGCCGCCGGCGCCCCCUCCGUCGCCCCCAGCCCCGUUGCCGGCGCCUGCUGCCGGGCCGGGCGGAGCAUGCCGGCGAGGCCCAAGCCCAAGCCCAGGACGCGGCGCCGGGGCCGGAGAGCCCGCUCGGGCCAACCGCAGCCGAGGCGGCCGGAGGGACCCUAUUCAUUCCGGCCAGCUGCUUCCACUUUGGACAACUUGACCCCCAGCGGCAGAGAACACCUUCUCCUCCUUGAGUUUCUCACCCUCCAAAACCAUGAGAGCUCCAGGCCAGCUGCCCUUCCUUGGCCUCUGACGCGAUGGAAGACUGCCCAGGCUGGUCUACGAUAUAGAAUGGUAGCACGUAGCAGCGUGAGGCUGGAGAAUGCCAGAACAACAGAGCUGCGGCAUCGGCUGGAGCCACCCGUGCGGGACCCUUCCCUGCCCCGUGUCCCCCGUGGUUUGGCCAGCCCUGACACUCAUUUCCACACCUUCCGCUCCCAGGCGGACUUUAGCAGCAUCAUCCACACCAGCGCCAUGCUGGAGGCAUGUGGUUUUUACUGGGGGCCGUUGUCCGUCAGUGCCGCCCACGAGAAGCUCCGCGGGGAGUCGGUGGGCACCUUUCUCAUCCGGGACAGCAGGCAGAAGAACUGUUUCUUCACCAUUAGCGUUAAGACGGCCUCCGGGCCCACCAGCAUCCGGGUCAUCUUCCAGGAGGGCCGCUUCAGUUUGGACGGGAGCAGAGAGGAUUUCGCCUGUCUCUUCAAGCUGCUGGAACAUUACGUCAGCUCUUCGCGGAAAGUCCUGGUUGCCCCUUUGCGCAAGGUGCGCCUGCGCUCCUUGCAGGACCUGUGCCGCAAAAGCAUCAUGACGGUGCUUAGGGAGGAGAACCUCAGCCGCGUCCCGCUCAAUCCGGUUUUAAAGGAUUACUUGGCCUCUUUUCCAUUUAAGUUGUAAGAACUCUGCAUUAAAUCUCCUUGAAUGAAUUAGAAGGGCCAGUGGAACCUCCAGCCACUGGAGCAUGGCAUUCUCCUCCCAUGUGUGGCAACAAACAGCAAGCGCCAUGUGGGAGAGAGCCAUUAGUGCACUGAAAGCGUGGUCUGAGGGGCUGUGGAAAACGCUGGGUGCUUGGAAAGGUCUUCCAUGUGAGUGAGCAGUUCACCGUGUCUGGACUUGGCAGGGACCUCUGGGCAACGAGCCCACCUGUUUUCGUAGCAGUUCCGCUGUUUUGGGUGAUGGAUCUUGAACACUUGACUUUUUCUUGUUUACAUAAAUGGGGGAAAAAAAACUCUUUGCACAAUCUGGGGUUUUUGAAAACCCUGGGGAGUAACUUUCUGCUGGGCAGAAUUUUUUGUAACUUUAUAUAUAAAUAUAUAUAUAUAUAUAAUAUUUUUGAAAAAUAAUAAUAAACUUUGUUGUAAAAGCUUUUUUUUU
This is a messenger RNA of Sphaerodactylus townsendi, 1471 nucleotides long. RefSeq names its product suppressor of cytokine signaling 1 (gene SOCS1). NCBI's taxonomy places the organism in Eukaryota, Metazoa, Chordata, Lepidosauria, Squamata, Sphaerodactylidae. The transcript has 3 exons. Gene Ontology annotation, biological process: intracellular signal transduction; phosphatidylinositol phosphate biosynthetic process. The coding region runs from base 5 to 994 and encodes 329 amino acids. Gene Ontology annotation, molecular function: 1-phosphatidylinositol-3-kinase regulator activity. Gene Ontology annotation, cellular component: phosphatidylinositol 3-kinase complex. The record is from RefSeq and is a predicted model, not a curated record.